Chrysochloris asiatica (Cape golden mole) is the source of this 765-nucleotide messenger RNA. RefSeq lists its product as uncharacterized. The transcript has a single exon. Bases 1 to 765 code for a protein of 254 amino acids. Lineage: Eukaryota; Metazoa; Chordata; Mammalia; Afrosoricida; Chrysochloridae. The record is from RefSeq and is a predicted model, not a curated record.
AUGUCCCGCGUAGAUCAUCAUGCCCAAAAGGCCAACAAACGAACUAAUCCACUGGAAUCCCUUCUAAUGCCACAAGUUCCACGAAACAAUUACUUGCACUUUCAGAAAGAGAAACAAAGACUACAUCUAAAGAAAUUUCUUAUUGAUAGGAUAUUUCUAGUGGCCAACAUUCCAGCAAACACCACAAGAAAAGACAUUGCUGAAUAUUAUGAACACACAUUUCAAUCCAUUAUGAGACAGCACAUAGGAGAAACGGUGACAGGAUUACUGCUCAUAUAUCCAACUGUCAUUCUUCAUAUCCUUGAGUCUUCCAGUGGAACUCUCUUCAAAAUCCUUUUAGAUUAUGUUAACCAUGAAAAGAAUGACAAAGAAUUUUUAAUUCAAGGAAUGAAAAUUAUAGUCAUGUCUCAUAAUAUCCCAUCCAGGCUCUUUCUGCAAUGGCAGGUGUCCGUAAUAAAUGUACCAGUUACGUACCUCGACGAUGUGACACAGUCACAGACCCUAGAAGAAGUCAUCACAGAGUUUCUCAUCCAAACCCACAAACUAGGACUCAACCUUUUUAAGGCUGUUAAAGUGGGCACUAAAGGGCCAGGUGAUAACUUACAACAAGUUUCACCUGAACUACUACUCCCAGAACAAAUAAUAAAGUACUUGUGCAAAGCUGAGAGAUUCCUGGACCCAGCAACCUUUAUAAAAAUGUAUAGCGGUCCCAUACACAUCAGUUUGGAUUCUGAGGUAGUAUGGCCUGCUCCUACCCACUUCUAG